Messenger RNA from Mycena indigotica, 732 nucleotides. Its product is annotated as Sacchrp-dh-NADP domain-containing protein. Bases 1 to 732 code for a protein of 243 amino acids. Lineage: Eukaryota; Fungi; Basidiomycota; Agaricomycetes; Agaricales; Mycenaceae. The record is from RefSeq and is a predicted model, not a curated record. The transcript has 2 exons.
AUGGCUGCAGUAUCUACUCGCGAUAUCGUUAUGAGCGCACAACGCUACGACUUUUCUAAAAAGAUGGUCGGCGGCGAAAAGCUGAGGAUCCAAACAGGUGUCUUUGAGGAACCACUUGAACUUUCACUCCCGAUUUACCCUGUUCGGGAGCCAACAUCGGAGGCUGUCGACUCCUCUGAGUUUUCCGUUGCUACCUCCGAUACGGCUUCCGAGAGCAACGAGUCUACCUCUACCCCUCCAUCCUCUGUGGAAGAUGUCUCGAAACCAGAGGAAAUUGACCAAGGAACUUCCUUGGAUGAUAUCGCCUGCCAACUUGAUAGUCAUAAACUGGAGGAACUCGACCAAGGAACUUUUUUGGACAAUAUUCCAUGCCAAGUUGACUUCGACCGCCGCCCACGCUCUCCAUUAUCCCUCUUUUCCCGUCCUUCCAGCCCCCUCUCUCGAUCAGCAUCUCCCCUUCGCCCACGCUCCCCAAUUGAAGUCGUCUUCAAUGCACUUACACUCAACUGCACUUCUGCCUUUGAGCAUGAAGUCGACUACCUACAGGAGAAACGGAAACGAGAAGACUCCGGGGCUGCGAACCUCAAAAUCGGAGUAGAGGAUGCCACCGAAAGUCAUAUAUCGAGGCUGCCGAGCAGCGAACAGGAAAAUGAAAAGAACGGACCCAAGCUGGAACUUGCUCGCCGUUUGUUGCUGGAGUCUGAUGCUCGGGUUGUAAUUGGGGUCGCCUGA